AUGUUUUAUGAUACCUGUUUCACUAACUACAUCCUGUUAUCUACUGAUAAAGUAAAAGUUAUUUGUAGUUCUGAUCUAAGUUUUUUACAACAACAUAAUACCAUUAUUGUUAUUAUUACAGCUACACCAAGUAAAAAGAAAUCAAGAUCUUAUGAAAAAUUAGAUAAUCAACUAGAUACUGCUAGAAAAUCAAAUAACAUUCCCACUACUAUUAAUAAUGUUAUUUCUCAAGUUCGUCAUAAUGAAUAUUCUCUUAAACCUAACAACACAAAUCCUAUACCUGUAAAUAUAAAACAUGAUGAUUUACCUGAUACUGAUGAUAAUGCCAUUCUCACUCCUUCUCCAAAUACUAAAAAAGAAGUUGAUGUUCCUUCUGUUGAUGAUAAUGAUCCUAUUAUGACUAUCUUUACUGAUCUUUCUCUUUCUUUAGACAAAAACACAAAACAAACAAGAAAAAUUUAA
This is a messenger RNA of Racocetra persica, 462 nucleotides long. Lineage: Eukaryota; Fungi; Glomeromycota; Glomeromycetes; Diversisporales; Gigasporaceae. The record is from the annotation of a GenBank genome assembly.